Molecule: messenger RNA, 423 nt
Organism: Phytomonas sp. Hart1
Lineage: Eukaryota; Euglenozoa; Kinetoplastea; Trypanosomatida; Trypanosomatidae
Source: the annotation of a GenBank genome assembly
UUACGUUAUAAGAUAUCACUAUAUUUGAAAAUGGAAGAUCUUAUCAGGAAAAAAAUUCAGGAUCGAUUUAAUCCGAAAGAGCUCGAGGUCAUCGUGAUUAGUGCGGAGGAGGCGAAGUACAGCGUUCACAUCGUUUCCGACGCAUUUCAGAACCUCAAAGUGUUUGAGCGCCAUCGCAUGGUGAACGACUUGUUCGAGCCCGAACUUUCCUCGGAGGCUAUUCAUUCCUUAUCGAUCAAUGCAAAGCCGCCACCAGCUGCAGCGUCUAAUCCAUCGUGAUGAAUUGAGAAUGCGGUGUAUUUUAGCCCGUUAUUUACUUUGAAAGAUCCCUAUAAUAAUGCCAGUGAAGUUAGCACUAAUAAAAUGUGCAUGUUGGUAAUUCCGAUAUUGGUUAUUCUUUGAUUCAUCGAGUUGCUACCUUUG